UCACAGUCGCGCGCCGACCGCCGCCGACCAGCGCGACAUCGCUCUACACAACUUUAUCAAACGCGAGCUUAGUUGCCGUUUAUCUCCGAUCGCGAAUACAUCCGCAACUUUUGAGUGUUUGACUUUGAAGAGCUUUAAUAUAACUUUGAUAAACUCUUGAAAGUGAAAUGGGGAAAAUGUUGCUUUAGAACAAAUACGCCGCUAAUCAAAACCCGGCAAUGUUUUAAGUGCAAAACUUGUUGUGUGCUUUGUGAAGAUGUAAAAGAUCAAACACUCGUAUGAUACAAAAACUUUAUAAUGGAUUCACGUCGCAAUCAGGUACCAGAGAGCGAUGAUUCGAUAUGAAAUCGAAGAUAGAGGAGGAAUAAUAUUGAAUAUGUCAUCGUGGAGAUGUAUACGGAAGAGUGGCGGUAGUCGGCAGCCGCGAGCGCUGGAUUGAGAUGGCAGGGACACAGUCGCGUGGCGGGGGGCCGCUCGCUCGCCUCCUAGUGUUGGCGGUGUUACACGUCAAUUUCAUUGCCCUAGGUCUGGAGCCGGACUUCUUGUAUCCAUUGGAGAACGUGACAAUCGCGCAGGGGAGAGACGCGAUGUUCACCUGCGUAGUCAAUAACCUGGGCGGUUACAGGGUGAGUGGCGACUCCGCCACUGCCAGGGUUGCGUGGAUCAAAGCGGACACAAAGGCGAUUCUGGCGAUACACGAGCACGUUAUCACAAACAAUGCGAGGCUGAGCGUGACUCACAACGACUACAACACGUGGACUCUCAACAUAAGAGGCGUGAAGAGAGAGGACAGGGGACAAUACAUGUGCCAAGUAAACACAGAUCCGAUGAAAAUGCAGACAGCAUUUUUGGAGGUGGUAAUACCGCCAGAUAUAAUAUAUGAGGAGACAUCUGGAGACAUGAUGGUACCGGAAGGUGGUUCCGCGAAACUGGUGUGCAAGGCGCGCGGCUACCCCCCGCCGAAGAUCCUGUGGCGUAGGGAAGACGGCGGUGACAUUAUCUCGAGGAGCGGCCCACAAGGAAAAACAAAAGUGACGUCACUGGAAGGCGACGUGGUGAACCUGACUAAGGUGACGCGGUCAGAGAUGGGCGCGUACCUGUGCAUAGCGGCCAAUGGAGUCCCACCUUCUGUUAGCAAACGGAUAAUGCUGCACGUACACUUCCACCCGUUAGUGCAAGUGCCGAAUCAGCUGGUGGGCGCGCCGACGGGUACCGACGUGACGCUGCAAUGCCACGUCGAAGCCUCGCCCAAGGCCAUCAACUAUUGGACCCGGGAGAACGGUGAGAUGAUAAUAUCGAACGAUAAGUACCAUAUGACGGAGAUCCCGAGCUCGUCGUACAGUGUGCAGAUGCGACUCGUCAUCAGGAACAUACAGCGUAGCGACCUCGGCGGGUACAAGUGUAUCUCAAAGAAUUCUAUUGGCGACGCUGAAGGGAACAUCAGAUUAUACGAAAUGGAGCUGCCGUAUCGAAAAUCGAGAAACGAGGAAGAGAACGAUACGGCAUCUGAGGAGAGCAACGACGUACGAUCAAGUCUGCAGGGACCACUGCGAGAAGGCGGGAACCGCGUAGAAGACGCGGGCUUUCUAGGCGGCGGGGGACCCCCGGCGAGCACUGCGCGGCGCGCACUGCCUACUGCAUUUUAUUUUAUAACUACCCUCAUGUAUACAGUGUGUUAAAAAUAACUUUUAAAGCCAUGUGCAAGGUUAAGACUUCAGUAUUACAUUUUCUGUAAUUGCUUUUUCAAGUUUUUACCUUUUGCUUUAUUUCAUUCUGAUAAUAUAAAUCUAAUAUAAAAUAAUUAUUUUUUAUGUUUUCGUUUGGUAAUAUAGAUGAAAGCAUGAACUUCUGUUAUUUGGUGUAAUUUUUUAUUGCACUUUUUCAUAAAUCUUGUUUUAAAAUGUAAACCGGCAGAAGUAGAAAAAAAUAACCAAAAUCGUAUGUAAGUAAAUAUGACGCCGCAAGUCUUAACAGGGUACGUGGUUUAACCAAGCAAGUGGAAGUGUUAUUAUUGUGCUUAAUUGUGAAACAGUUUAUUGACAAGUUAUGUAAUAAAUUGUGUACAAAAUUAAAUAAGUAAUCCCAUGCGUUUGACCUGGAAAAGUUUAUUUUAAACAGCUUUAAAUGUCCGGUAACGCGUCGAAAGAAUUGUUAGAUAUUUUAGCAUUGCUGAAAUGUUAUUGAAACUUAUGUACCCAGAAUGUCAUUAUGCCUGAAAAUGUAUUAAGCAAGAGACGAUCUGUAUCUGCUUUAAUAUAUACGUGCGAUGUACUACAAUAUGUAAAUAAUGUAGAAAUAACUCGUUAAUAUUAAUUUGCGUAUUAACCAUUAAUCGUGAAGUUAUUUGAAAUAUUUUGG
Molecule: messenger RNA, 2358 nt
Organism: Papilio polytes (common Mormon)
Lineage: Eukaryota; Metazoa; Arthropoda; Insecta; Lepidoptera; Papilionidae
Gene: DIP-beta
Product: lachesin-like
Exons: 9
Coding region: 441-1679 (412 amino acids)
Cellular component (GO): neuron projection
Source: RefSeq, a predicted model, not a curated record